Molecule: messenger RNA, 1509 nt
Organism: Closterium sp. Yama58-4
Lineage: Eukaryota; Viridiplantae; Streptophyta; Zygnematophyceae; Desmidiales; Closteriaceae
Source: the annotation of a GenBank genome assembly
AUGGCGGGCACCAAGUUGAAGCUGAUGAGCUCAGACAAUGAGAUAUUUGAGGCAGACCAAGAGGUAGCCCUUCAGAGCGACACCGUUAAAAAAAUGGUUGAAAAUGCCGAUGCUUCUUCUGCCAGCGCUCCCAUCCCUCUGCCAGAAGUUUCUGGGAAAGUUCUGGAUAAGGUGAUUGAGUACUGCAAGUAUCACGUAAAUGCGAAGGAGCAGGCAGUCACGGACGAGGAGGUGAAGGCGUGGGAUCAAGAGUUUAUCAAAAUCGAUCAAAGUACCCUGUUCGACCUGAUUAUGGCUGCGGAUCAUUUAAAAAUCAAAGAUCUGUCGGAGCUUACAACCCAGGCUGUAGCUGACAUGGUUCGAGGACAGACGCCAGAGGAAAUCGCCAGCACAUUUGGAAGCGACCUUAGUCCAGAACAAAUGGAAGAAGUUCGUCGCGAGAACCAGUGGGCGUUCGAAAAUCCGCCAGAAACUGGCUUCGCUACAGGAGGCGGAAGAUCUCCUCCUACAGCUAAUAGAGGAAACCCGUUUGCUCGCCUCUCCCUCUGGUGUCAACCUGGUGGCAUUCUCAGGAGGGCUGUGAUCGCCUUAAGCCCCUCGCUCUCCUCCUCUCAGCUAACCACAGCUCGCCACGUGGCAGCAACCAUAGGCAUUCCCCUGUGGGAGGUGGAAACAACAGAGGGUCAGGUGCCAGAGUACGUGGCCAAUGAGGGGGCGAGCUGCUAUGCCUGCAAGGCCACUCUCUACACCACAUUGUACACUGUCGCGCAGCAGUCUUUAGCGAGGAUGGGAAUGGAGAACAGCAAUAUGAAUGAAGUCACUCUAUUCAACGGCACCAACGCUGAUGACCUAUCAGACCCUUCUCGCUUGGGUCUCCUAGCUGCUCUGCACUGCCGGGUGGUCUCUCCCCUUGCCCGCCUGCCCAAAGCCGCUGUGCGGGCAGUCGCCAGAGCAGCGGGCCUACCCAACUGGGACUUGGCAGCCUCGCCCUGCCUGCGCAGCAGACUAGCGUUUGGAGUAGAAGCCACUGCAAGCACGCUGAUGCUGGUGGAAAGAGCAGAGGAGAUGGUCCGCUCCUUGCUUCCCCUCACCCCAAGAGACAACAUGAGAGUGCGUCUGCUGCAUCCCCACUCCACCACCACCACAACGAGUAUCCCACCUGGUGCCAUUCCCCUUGAAUCAACUCUUCAGUCACCACUUGAAUCACCUCAAAGCCAGCCAAUUGGUGCAAGCUCAGCCCUCCCGGGUGCUCUCAGUGCUCUUCUAGAGGUAGAGGCAAGUUUCUUGCAGCAGGCAGAGGAACAGCAGGCAGGCAUUGAGGCGGUUCUGCGGCUUGCAGUGCAGCAGGCAGGGGCACAGCAGGCAGGCAUGGAGGCGGUUCAUAGUGCAGCAGGCAGAGGCACAGCCGGCAGGCAUCGAGGCGGGUAUGAUGGCUUUGGGGCUGCACUACCUGGGCUGCAGGGCCUUCAAGAGCGGCAGCCUGGUGCUUCCGCUAUAGCUUCCUACUAG